Messenger RNA from Vicia villosa (hairy vetch), 1086 nucleotides. RefSeq names its product 28 kDa ribonucleoprotein, chloroplastic-like. The transcript has 4 exons. The record is from RefSeq and is a predicted model, not a curated record. Gene Ontology annotation, cellular component: cytosol. Gene Ontology annotation, molecular function: mRNA binding. Bases 36 to 953 code for a protein of 305 amino acids. Lineage: Eukaryota; Viridiplantae; Streptophyta; Magnoliopsida; Fabales; Fabaceae.
UUGAAGCCAGCAAACGGUGUCCUUUUUGGACAUUGAUGACCUUAUCCAUUCCAACACAAACCUCCCAAACUCUAAUGGCGCUUCUACGUAUUCCCUCUCCUCAAUUAUCCACAAAACACCACCACGAUGGACCAAUAAUAACCUCUUUCUCCUCCAUAGACUUCAACAAGAACAAAAACUAUUCCAUCAACCCCAAAUCCAUUCACUCUCUACGUCUAUCUAUUACUCAUACACAAACCCUUAUUACAACCAAACAACACCCCAAUUUUACUCUCAGAUUUUCCCAACAACAACAACAACAAACUCAAAUAACCGAGGAAGAUAACACACAAGAAUUGUCUACUACUAGGUUGCUUGCUCAGAAUGUUCCAUGGACAAGUACUGCCGAAGAUAUUCGUACUUUGUUUGAAAAACAUGGGAAAGUCGUUGAUGUUGAGCUUUCUAUGUAUAAUAAGAGCAGAAGCAGGGGUUUAGCGUUUGUGGAAAUGGCUUCCCCAGAAGAGGCUCUUGCAGUUUUCAAUACUCUCCAAUCAUAUGAGUAUGAAGGCCGCGUAAUAAAUCUCAAAUAUGCUCGGCCUAGGAAGGAGAAAACACCGCCACCAGUGGAACAUAAGCCAAUAACAUUUAACUUGUUUGUUUCAAACUUGUCCUAUGAAACGAGGUCUAAAGAUCUCAAAGAGUUUUUUGACUCGGGAGCUAGUGGAGUUGUUUCUGCAGAGGUUAUAUUCCGUGAGAAUCCUAGAACACCAUCUGGUUAUGGAUUUGUGUCCUUCAAGACCAAGAAAGAAGCGAAUGAUGCUCUUUCCGAGUUUCAAGGAAAGAAGUUGAAGGGAAGGCCAAUCAGGGUUGCACCUAGUAAGCGAUUUAUUCAACUGGCAGAGGAGAGUGCAGUGUCCGAAGAUACAUCAUCUGAGUCGAGCGCGAGCGAGGCAGUAACCGAGAAAGCUGAUUGAUAUCAUUAUUAUUGAUGUUGUAUGCCCUCGCUUCAAACAUUUUGAUUGUUUUUCACAUUCUUACCAAUAGUAUAGUACAGUCUUUAAUUGGUUUAAAUUAUGUACUAUUACAGGUAGUUUUCACCUUUGUGAA